Emiliania huxleyi CCMP1516 is the source of this 1104-nucleotide messenger RNA. RefSeq lists its product as hypothetical. The record is from RefSeq and is a predicted model, not a curated record. Lineage: Eukaryota; Haptophyta; Isochrysidales; Noelaerhabdaceae. Gene Ontology annotation, molecular function: rRNA (adenine) methyltransferase activity. Bases 1 to 1104 code for a protein of 367 amino acids. Gene Ontology annotation, cellular component: nucleolus. The transcript has 5 exons.
AUGCCAAAAAAAGAAUUACAUCCGAGCAGCGAGGAGCGGCUGCGGCUCUGCUUGCGGAUGGGCCUCUCCAUCGUCCCGCUCCCAAAGCGAAUCAAGAGCCGGAAGCACGCGAGGAAGGUGACGAGCGAGUACCACCGCAUCACCGAGCGGCUUCACCACACCACGUCGAGCGACGAGCGCGCCAAGUGUGCUGCGGAGCUGCAGGCGAUCGGCGGCGUGGACGCAUACCAACAGGCAUCCCAGUUCAACACCGCCCUGCACUCCACCAGCCGCUGGGUCGCGCGGCGGCUUCGCGCCCACGGCGUCCUCGCCGCCGGCAAGCCGCCGCCUCACGUGCUCGAGAUUGGCGCAAUCAACACGCAGCUGCUCGACACGCCGGGGCUGCACGUCCGUGCGCUCGACCUCAACUCGCAGGAUGCGCGCAUCGAGCAGCGCGACUUCCUGACGCUGCCUCUCGGCGGUGCAUUGGAGGCAAGCGGCGCCUCGCGGCCGUACGACGCACUCGUGCUCAACUGCGUGCCGGACGCGCGGCGCCGCUUCGACAUGCUCGUGUGCAUGCGGGGCCAGCUGCGGCGCGCGCGGCACGAGCGGCGGAGCGGGCACGGCUCCCAGCCGCCGCGCCGAAAGUCGCGCGGUGCCGCCUUCGACGUCUACUUGGGAGGCGCCCUCGGCUUCGGAGAGCGGAUUGCCUGGCGGUGGCGGCCGGGGCAGGGCGGCUGGCUCUUUGCGCCCGAGGCGGACGCCCUCGCCUCGCCCGAGCCGGCUUGGCGGUGGACGACCGCUGGGUGGGAGCACGAUUGGCUUCCGACCAGCUUCAAGCCGGGGACCGCCUCCUCGAGCGGCGGGCCGGGCGAGGCGUUCUCCAUGGCCACCGCCCUCCGGGGGGAGUGCGAGCCACCUGAGCCGGCUCUCAAGCGGGCGGCGAGGCGGAAGCUUCAAGGCCGGGGCGCUUCAAGGCUGGCCUUGGCUCCGCUCGCGCCGCAGCGGCCGGGGCGCUUCAAGGCCGGCCGGCAAGCAGCACUGCUCGGCCGGCGGACGGGCCUCGGCCGCACCUCGCGGCUGGGCCGCCUCCCGAGCUGCCUGAGGUGCUGGUGGCUACCCUAA